Messenger RNA from Aspergillus wentii DTO 134E9, 1902 nucleotides. RefSeq lists its product as uncharacterized. Bases 27 to 1697 code for a protein of 556 amino acids. Lineage: Eukaryota; Fungi; Ascomycota; Eurotiomycetes; Eurotiales; Aspergillaceae. The transcript is spliced from 3 exons. The record is from RefSeq and is a predicted model, not a curated record.
GUGUUUUUCUAAAGUGCUUGUCGAAGAUGAGCAGCACGUGCUCUCCAGAGAACCUCUUGGGAAUCUGGACGACUUCAUCUUCCUCACCAACUGCGCGUCUUCACCUCAUCCGAAUUCCACUGGACCAUCAACAGAAGCCACUUUCCCAAGGGAUGUUUCUACCCAAAACCAUGGAGAAGGAUUCAGUCCCAUCUCCGGCCCAAUUGGCUCUUGCAAUGGCCGUCGUCAAGCAGAAGCCAACAGGCGUAGACAUCAAAGAACAUAUAAUGCAGAUCCGGGAAUUCAUCAAGGAAACAAAGGAUUCCCAUCGAUCUAGCUCCCAGGACAAGUUCUUUGAUAGCGUUUCCUUCUGGCAGCAGGCAUUUGAGAAAUCCGAAGCCGAGCAGAUCAAACUGCUGGAUCGAAUAUAUGAGCUGGAGCAACGAAAUGAGGCACUGCUCUCCAAGCUACAAACAGGUAGUACUACCCAUGAAGAAAAGACACAAGAAACAAACAAGCGCAAGGCCAAUACGAAUAAGAACACUGCAGCUCGAAAAAGAGCAAAGACACAGGCAUUCAAUCAGAAAGCUCCUCUGACCGAUGAUCAAAUGGGUGGUGAUAAUGCAAUCCUUAAUCAAAUCGAAUAUCUGGAAGAAUCUACGGGCCCAUUUAUGAGACACUUCUAUGUCCUACAAAGUGUGCUACAAAAAAGACCAAAUCGCUCCAUCAUCGUUAAAGCCACUGCCAAUUUAUCCAAGACAGCAGCCAACGAACUGCUCAAUGCAUCUCAUGACAAAAAGGCCGCAGGUCGAUCAAAAACGGCAAUCUUGAUACAGAGCAGAAAGCCUAAGAUCACUGCUGUUCUACGCAGCGUGGAACAUGCUUUUCAACUUCUUUACCAGGGAUUAGAGAAACUGAUUGGACCAAAGCAGAGUAUGCUGGAAAUAGGGCAGGUCAUUUAUCACCUCGUCAGCCUUUUUGACGCAGCCAUGAAGGCCUUGCAGCAGAACUGCAAGACCAAAGCUGAACAGUCCACAAGCACAAAGGCAAACGCAAAAUCUACCAAGAACAAACAGACUACAAAGCCAAAGAAAUCAGUGACUGCCCUCGCCCCUCCCAAGGCUGAUGAUGAGCUAGCGACUCAGAUAACUCGAUUACUGGGUACUAUGGCACUCUCGCUUGAUCUUACAUGCCCAGAGCACCAGGAGAUAUUGGAGGGCUUUCUAUUUACCUUGCUCACUCGUGUUGGUGUAUUGCUAAGUCUCUUUGUUUUUCAAGAUCUACAGUUACGCCCUGAUCUCCAAAUCGACCCUGCUCAUCUUCCGCUCCCCAAAGGGUUAAUGGAGGCUGGCCUAGAUGAUAAGUCAUUAUGCGCAGCGCACUUGGAGGCAAAGCAUCUCAUCUGGCUCUUGGAGAGAGUAUUGGCUUCCUUGGAUUCUACACCAUCCUGCUCUUUACCACCGGAAACCACAUCUUUCGUGUUUAAAAUAAAACAGCAACUACAAAGUACCUUGCUUCAAGCUGUUUUCGGUGCAGAUAGCGUGCAUUUCCACGAAUCCUUGCAGUAUCCCAUGAAGCCUGACGCUUUAGAGCUUGACCAGAUACAGACUUCAACGCAAACGCCUGAACAGACGACUCCUGACUGGUUUAUACAAGAAGUUUGGAGACUACUGGGGUGGGAUAUGCUUAUGAGCGACGACCUUUACAAGAAAAAGUGAAAUUAUAUCUGCUCGUUUCUUCUCUUGAUUUGCUAACUCCCGUAUUUUUAAUCGUUCUAAAGUUCGAUUGAUGACUGCAGAUUCUGUCUAUUUCCUCAUCGAAAAAGUAUACUAUACAGCUCAGUAUGAUCUUGAUUUAUAUAUUUACUAAUCGCUCCUGUACUUCCAUUGCUAGAUGCAAGAUAUUAAUAAUGCAAAUCGUGUA